Molecule: messenger RNA, 315 nt
Organism: Phaeoacremonium minimum UCRPA7
Lineage: Eukaryota; Fungi; Ascomycota; Sordariomycetes; Togniniales; Togniniaceae
Exons: 1
Coding region: 1-315 (104 amino acids)
Source: RefSeq, a predicted model, not a curated record
AUGAGCAUGCACUGCCCCGUGUUGCGUCUAGGAAGCCGCCGUAGCGAGGCAACUCGUAUCUACCAGACCCUCGGCGUCCACUGCCAGAUCCUGGCCGGCGCUCGCGGCCGACUCUUCACGCCCCUUCGUGAGACAGCAAUCGCGAUGCAGCCUCGCUCCGUCACCCGCAGCCAGUUCAACGGCCUGAAGGAGCGCGCCCUCAAGGGCGUCUUCUCCAUCUCCGAGACGACCUGCGCCAACCAGACAUAUCUGCAGUCAGGGUCCACCAUAUCGAUUUCGAUCGAAGCAAGCGGUCUAUGUCAAGCCCUUGGGUAG